GUCAGUUAUAGAAAAAGGAGAACAACAAUAAUAUUGUCCUUGUUUAUUAGCUGCAAAAUCCUCUGUGACAUCUUACCCCAUGUAGUGAGACAACUUACGCGAUGGUGGGGCAACAUGUCGCAUGUUCACACUCUCUAUUUGAUUGCUUAUAAAUCUGCACUGACACAAGAUAUGAAAAUGACAUGAAUACAAAAUAUAUACCUGAGACUUUGGUUUUUGUGUGGUGCAUAUUUUGCUUACAAGUGACGUACUGAUUUCAAGAAAUAUAUAAGAGUGUAAAAAGUGUGACAACAAGCCCCGGUCUCCCCUACUAAUCUGGACCCAAGCUUCUUUAAAAUGAACUAAAACGACAAAAACACUUUGGCAUUCUUUUUGGAAAUCAUGGACACAAUAGUAACAUCCAGUCUUACAAGGAGAAGGACCACUAUGCUUGUUAUCUGUGAAGUUUACGAACCAGCAUCCCCAAUAGUAUGGAGAUGUAUGAGUGCCUAUGUCAUGGGUUACACACUUCUGAAAAGGCACCAUGAAAGCUGACUUUAGGAUACAUUUCAUCAAUGUAACACUGACUUUUUUUAACAUCUGCUAAACUUUUCAUGGACCCAAGCAGUGAUCUUUACUCAUCCUUUCAGUAUCAGUACAAAUACAGGCUUUCUUACCGCAGACACAUAGAUAGUUACGCCAGAAUCACAAGUAAUCAAUGUUUAAGAGUGACGCUCCUGCGGCUGAUGCUGCUGCCCCCAUCUUCCUCCUCCUCUCUUCCAUCCAUCCAUUCAUUCAUCCAUUCACCCGUUUUACUCUGCCGCUGCACCACGCUGCCUGCACGCCGGUCCCGUUCAGUCUUGGGUUGAACAUACACUAACAUGAGAGGUCCAUUUUACUUAAGGUCCACUUUUUUCCCUGACAUGAGUUGACGUCAGAAAAGCCCCCAAAGGCUACAUCCUUCGCUCGGACGGUGGUGACUCAUUGCGCACGAUCAGUCGGGCAGUCUGUCUGUCAGGUCGCUUGAAUUUUUGCGCUUUUCCGCGGAGGAUCGAUACCAAUAACAAGACCCUGAUUCUGGUGGAAGGCGUGGCUUUUGUGUCACCAACACACGGCUGAUUUUCCAUAUCCAAUUCCAGGGUUUUGCCUCAUCUCGCUGACACGGACGCGCAAACGGCACCAAAAGGUGUGGGACAAAAAGCGUCUCUGAAGGUAAGCCUCCCUGCUUUUUUCAUUACUCUUUUCUUUCUUUGUUCCACAUCAUGAGUUUUUCCGCAAGGUCAAAUGGAACCAGCACAUAUCACAGUGGGGUGUUAGGGUGGUACGGAACUGCAAAUCCAGAACAUGCCAUACACAUCUGAAAUUGGCCCGGAUAGGUCGUGUGCAGCACUAUAAUGUAGGCUAUGCAAUGUUUGCCGAUGUGCAUGAAUCUACAUCCUGCAUGUAUUCGGAGUGUUCCUAAACUGCUGGGGGCUAAAAGCCUAGACGCAGGGGUGUUCUGAUCCGUGAAUAUGUAAUUACAGUCAGGAUAUGUUUGCCAUAAAUAUUUGCGCUUUGAUAGCAGACACGCAGAUGCACUGUGGGAGAACACAAACAGGCUACACCUGUCCAUGACCCAAAACAGAAGCCUACUCUUCUGUUUUAUUUCAUUCACACCUCAAAAUUACACUCAUAGGUUGUUUACAGAGCAUUUAGAGAAAGGUUACUCCUCAUUCUUGAGUAAACCAAGCAAAUAUGACCUGAUCAGUUAAUCUCCCAUGGUUGUCCCUCCCAAACAGGAGCACUGUGCAGACUUGUGAUGAUGCUUGUUGUUGUGAGAGGAGGGAAUAACCCAAAAGAAAAGGCUGGUUACAACCUCAGCACAAUUAAGAUGAGUUUUACAUCAUGCAGAAUGGUUUGCCAUCAGUUAAACAGUGAAUAAAAUGGUCAACUUGCUCCCUGGGGAUCACUUGAGUAUCAUUAUAAGGUUCUUUAUCCCCUCUGUGAUGAAGCUUGAUUUCUUGUACGAAUGAAGUCUUGAUCACAGAUCAGUUCGUUUGACUCAGAAGGAUCAGAUAUUUCAGACGUCUGCUGACUGUUGCACAGUAGACGCAGACUUGGCCCAGAUGCUUGCACAUUUUAGGGGACUGACAGAUCUGAUCAGGCUGAGGAUGAAGACAAACAGAAAAUGAAAUUGUGGGUCAGUAGGUAGAAUCUAAACAAGAUGAAUAAGAGGACCAGAGAGCAUCUGUAUACACACACUGCUUGUGUUUUACUCAUCGUGCUAGAAGAGGAUUUUAUAGUUGCAGGGUAAUUCAUCAUUGUGUUAGACAAUGUUAAAGAAUCAUUGAUCGUCACUUUGCUAUAAAGUACAGAUGCAUAACAUGGAUUCUUUCCCCUUGCAGAUAUAAUUCCUUAAGGCUGAUAACUACAUCAUAACAGAUAAAUUCACAUUUAAAUCUGCACAGGUGCUCUUGAGCACAUACUGGAGAACACUAAGUGCAAAUCCUGCUCAUGUCGUCCUCCAAAGAUGUAAAACUGUACACACUCUCAACUGCAUGUUGACACUGUGUACCUUUUUAGGACUGACUGGCAUAUAAGAUCAAUUAUCAGCUUGAUUUUUAUCCUGCCUGCUGUCUUUAAAGUAAUAAAUAUAAGAAUUAAUUAUCCAGUAUAGCUGUAAUGAUAGUCAUAGGGGUUAGCUCCUUGUUAGCAAUGAGAAGUUGAGUCUAUAUCGCUCUUGUUAUGUCUCUGACUAUUAAACGCUUAAUAUUUCUAGUAUUUAUUAAGACUCAUAAGACUCAAAAUAGACAAGUUUGCAUAUUUACUGUGAAGCAGAAGCCAGAAAAGAUUAUCUUUUCAGACUAAAACUCCUCAGAAUGUGGGACAUAUUACAUAAAAUGUAUUCAUAAGCACUUUCAUUUUACAUACCCCAAAGACUGAGGGCUACACUCUGCUCAUACUGUAUUUCCAAGUUUGUUCACUGUGCUUUAUUUUACUGUGACGCAGCAAUUUUGCUUAUGCCUUUGGGAUGAUCCUCUGUUAUUUCUUAUCUUUUCUAUUUUUGUACAGUCAAAUUUAAGAGUCUGAAUUCGUAUUUAAUGAAUUUGAUAACUUCCUUAAAGCUCCUAUGAGGAGUUUUAAGCUGGUUACAAAACAGACUAGAAUUAACAAAAAGGUAUCUUUAUGAACUCAAAAAGCAAAUAAGACCAUGAAGAAGAAAAGCAGUUAUUCCUUUGUAAUUAUUUUGACUGUCCAAAACCACUGGCAGGGGGUAGGUGUAAGACUAAUUGAUGAUAGACUUUUUUUAAAAUUACUGGCAAAUAGCAGGAUGUUAAAAAAAACAAUAAGUUCUCAUCUACAAGACAAAAUUGGCAAAAAAUAAAAAAAAACCUCUGUCCACAAGGAUUGCUAUGAUCAACAGUAAUUGAAAGUUCAAAACUGCAGCUUUAAUGGACAUGUAUAAAAUACUCCAUUUAAGAAAUAACCAUUUUUCUAGAAUGAUCAAUGUACCACAAAGUGCAUCUUUCUGUGGCCUCUUUUCAUGAACAAGUUUAAAAGACCAUCAAAGGCAGACAUCCACAAAAAACUAACCCACAAUCAGCAUCACAGCACAAAGAGCAGCUUUAUUGAAGAGGCAUACUCUCACACAAUCCCCAUGACUCUGAUUUGUACCCGGUGAAUUUGAUAUUAUGAUUGUUUGUUAUGAUUGAUUGGGUCUUGUAUUUGUGAAUCACAUUAAUCUGAAUUACAAGGAGAGGCCAAAUUGGCUAAAUUCAGGUCAUUGAUUGUUUAAGUGCUUUGCUUUUAUUCAAACAUUGAUUAUUUAAUGAAUUUGAAUGAGGUCGGUCAAAGACAAAGAAAGUGGUAAUUUACAUAAUGCUCAUCCAGACCUGGACUUCUAUGUAAGUCCAGCUUGAUUGUUUCUAUGUAAAUCAGAAUUAAGUUAAGGAAUAGUAAAGCUAAAAAAAAUCAUUGACCAAUCUAAGUUUAUUUAUUUUCCUCUUUUAGGAAACUGCCAAAACUGGGGCUGAUAUUGUUCAUCUUUUCCAUCUUGGGAUUGUGAGAAUAUUUACUGACUGAAACGGUGAAUCCAGCAUGGGAACUAAUCCAAAAAGGACAGUGACAGUCCAGAUGGUGCCUCAGCUGGCUGUGGUGGACACGCUGGGCAAUAAGGAGCCAAAUGCCAACUGGACUAAAGAGCCCAACCACAAACUGUCUCAGGUUUGUCCAAAACCCGCCCUCACAUCUCCUGACCCCAAACAGGAUAAUUCCCCUCUCACUGCUUCUCCUACUAACACCAUUAAAACAACCUCUUUGGAGGAUGAACCAGUUUGCAGCACUGUGUCAGACAGACCUGUAACAAAUAAUGGAAACAAAUCAGAACCAGAGUCUGUGAAAGGUGGAGGCAGACAGACACCCGACCCGUCUCUGGGUGUGGGGGACACAGGAAGCGACCAGAGGGAUUCUAAUGCCAACAUGAAAAUGUUUAGCCCGGCCGUUGAGGAGGAUAUCUGUAAGGCUGCUGUGUCGUCUGCUCUUUCAGCGUCAAAGGUCGAAAUGCAGACCAAUGACUGCAGAAUUAAAGAGGCAAGUGGAGCAGAAGAAGAGAGAUGUGUACAAAUGCCAUCCUCGGCUAAGGAUGGCGUACAAGAGGACACUACAAAACAUGUUUCUAUGGGUAAUAAAAAUCUAAAAAAUGCCUUUGAGGUUAAGCACAAUGCAGCAGAACCCCAACAGGAUCUAACAGAGAGUAUUACUGCUCCAAAAAACAAAGACUCUGCUGUACCACAGACACCUAAAGAGCCAGAUCAUACAGGUAUCUGUUCAAAAAGCUUGGUCAGUCCACAGCAGACUUCUAAACCGGAACAAAACAAAGAAACAUCGGUGGCUCCUCAACAAAGCCCCACUAAACCACUAUCAAAGAACAAAGAUGCAGAAGCUGGAUUUACAAAUAAGAGUUCGUCUUCAACGCACCCAGAGAAGGUUUUAACCCUGGAAAAGAAACCUCAAAUCCCUUCAGAAAAACAUCAGCCUGCGUCCUCGCUGACACCCCCCUCCCCUGCUCCACCCCAGGCCACAAAAAUCAUGGAGGCACACAAGCAGGUGGCCGAGGUCACCAUCCAGACUGGCACAGCUGUAUGUGAAGAACAACAGCAGCAGUCCUGUAAGGAGUACAGAGAGGCCUCCACAAUGACCUCAUCUCUGACGUCCACUCCAGUCAAGCUUCGCCAUGAUAUAGAGGUUCAAGCCGUGGUGAACACAUGCAGCAAGAGUGUGGCCACAAGUCCGAGCUUGCUACCCUUUGCUGUGACUUGCAGGCAGAGUGGUGGGGCGAAGGAAGAAGCGCAGAGCCUGGCUGUGGUUUACAAUGUAGACACAAAUGUGGGACUACAGCAAAUGAACAUCAGUAGUCUAUUAGCAACUACUGAUCCCAGGUCUGAGAGACUCACUGUCAAGGCAGAGAUGUGCCCCAACCAGAAUGCAAGUGUGGUGUUUAACUCAGACGCUUCAUCUGACAGGAGGCUGGGAGCAAAGCCUAAAGACCCAGGGCUGGCUCUCUGCAACACUCAGCCUGUUUAUCAAAUUAACAUUGAACACAAGGAGCAAGGACAGACAGGUACCUCCCAGAAUAAAGCUUCUGCAGUGAAAACAGUCGGAGCUGAAGCUCCCUCUCUCGUAGCAGGGAGUCCCCCUGAGACAACCGGCGCUAUCAAGUCUGGAUCUGCUGACAGCAACAAUGCUGCGCUGUCUCAGGCUGCUGUUUCAACCAAACCCAACCAAUCCCUGCCAACAACAACAACAGCAACAAAUGCAACAUCAAAGUCAGCGUUGACUAAAAAUAAAGCUGGAGGCCCUGACGAAAAGGAUAAAGAUGGAGCUAAAGCCCAGACGUCGAAGCAGAAGGUAGAGCCACAGAGAGAGGAAGAAGAGGAUGACCAGUCAGCAAAGGAGAAAGCAAAAAGCGUCCAUGAUGUUGUCUGGGAUGAACAAGGGAUGACAUGGGAGGUCUACGGGGCCUCUGUGGACCCAGAGUCCCUUGGUUUUGCCAUUCAGAGCCACCUGCAGUGCAAAAUCAAGGAGCAAGAGAGGAAACUGAUAGCCCAGACCUCCUUCAGGAAAUCAGUAUCUGGGGUCGCCUCACCGCAGAAAGGCCGGAAGAACAAAAGGAGGCAGCACAACAUUUUCAGGUCAAUGCUGCAAAAUGUCAGACGGCCCAACUGCUGUGCACGCCCCCCUCCAUCCUCCGUCCUCGAGUAGCAUGGGCACAUACAGUAUGUAAACUAUGUCAGACUCGUUCCCUUUUUUUCCUUUAGGUCAAAAUGUUUGUCCUCCCUCCUUUCCACCCUGUCAAGACUGCGAUGCCAAGUUAAUGGGGCGGCAAUCCCUGUAAGUAAGUAUACUGGAGUGUUGUAGCAUAAAGAGUUAAAUAUGUGUGAUGUUUGUGAUCAAAGAAGGUAGAAAAUAGAUAUGAAAUGAAUAACUUAUUUUCUAGAGAUAGAUAUUAUAAACAGAGAGAGAAAAGAAUUUUUAACUAUCAGAGGCAAUAAUAGUGAAACGCAUGUAUAUUAGUUACAAAGGCAGGUGUAUGAAUUUAAAACAAACCCAAAACUCUGCAGAAAAAGACUUAUCACGGGUUGACAUCUUAUUUACUGUCAGAAUAUUUGUGCUCAUAUAUCAAGCCAACAUCUUAUUUAAUUUGGUGCAUUUGGUAUAUGUUUUUGAGGUGUUUUUUGGGAAAUAUAUUUAUAAGAUUGCUGUUCUUUUAUUUUGAUGCACCUUUGGUGAGUAAUUAUCUUGUGCAAAAAAGAGACUGUAUGCAUACAAGCGCUGUUUAAUCUCUGUUCUACCUUGGUUUUCUAUUAAAACAAAGAAAAAACUA
Xyrichtys novacula (pearly razorfish) is the source of this 6841-nucleotide messenger RNA. The record is from the annotation of a GenBank genome assembly. Lineage: Eukaryota; Metazoa; Chordata; Actinopteri; Labriformes; Labridae.